Messenger RNA from Aspergillus mulundensis, 1305 nucleotides. Its product is annotated as RMD1 family protein. Bases 1 to 1305 code for a protein of 434 amino acids. Gene Ontology annotation, biological process: positive regulation of mitochondrial translation. The transcript has 2 exons. Lineage: Eukaryota; Fungi; Ascomycota; Eurotiomycetes; Eurotiales; Aspergillaceae. The record is from RefSeq and is a predicted model, not a curated record.
AUGUUCGCACGACCUUAUGUCUCGUCGAUCUAUAAUCGACCUGCAGCGAUUCGGCUCCUAAGACAGCCACAGAGCCACUAUCUCCAUGCGUCGUCACCAUUGGGUCUCCCGCGGCGGAAGGACUUCUUCUCCUCGAAUGCAUUUCUGGCUCAAAAGCACCCCGCGGGAGCCGAUGCUGCCGAAGCAUCGCAAGAGUCUCAAAAACAGCGCAGAAGAGGCGCAAGAUCACCCGCUGCACCAACAUCCCUACGACGGGUAGCGGUGGAAGCGCAGAGAUCGAAGGACAGUUUCAAGUCCAGAGCACAGUUGAGGGAGGCCGGACUGUUGCAGACAAAGACAAUCACUGCGUACGCUGUAGCCGAACAGUUCAACAUUCGCAAAGCGAGAGAGAUCCUUCAGGAAAAAGGAUACGAGCCCGAUCCUCUCGGAACCGGUCUAUACCCUCAGGUCGUCCACGUUCAAGUUCCGUUAGACUCUAUACGCCGAGUGAGCAACCCCAGCGCGGAGGGACUUUCUCCGGAUGAGGUUGGCGACAUAUUCGUUUUCCCCUCGGGCACGGUUGUAGCAUGGGCACUUCCUGAAGGGUUUACGUCGUUCUUGGCGACCAGGACGUUACUCCCCGCGGCAGAGGGAGCGCAUGUUGAUAACCUGGAAACCGAGGAUCUGGAGUAUGUCGAAGAUGCGCAGCGCGAGAACAGCAGCAUCCACGGCGACACCAUCAUUUUGGGAACCAAGCCUAGUGAUGCGGCGCUUGCGCCACAGUCUGCAAGUCAUCAGUCUGUGGAUACCGUCCUGACCAAGGUUGCCUUUUCUUCUGGUCUGGCGCGCAGCACCAAACUGGCAGUGCUGGAAACGCUGCUGUCCAGCUAUUUUGAGUCUACGCGGACGAUCCCCACCCUUAUGUCUCAGGGAUCUCGCCUCCCCUAUACUCGAGACUUCAUUCUCCGAAAGACGGGACAACUACUGAGCGUUCGCGCCCAGUUGAACCUGUACUCGGAGCUAACCGACUCACUUCCUGAUAUUUUCUGGGACAGCCGACAUGAGCUUGGCCUGGAAGGGUACUACGAGCAGGUUGGUAGAGCUUUGGACGUCGGAAUCCGCAUCAAGCUGCUCAAUGAGAAGAUGGACUAUGCGCAAGAGAUUGCCAGCGUCCUCCGGGAAAGGUUGAGCGAGACACACGGCCUCCGACUGGAAUGGAUUAUCAUACUUCUCAUCGCUGUUGAGGUUGGAUUCGAGGUCUUGAGGUUGUGGAAAGAGCGAGCGCAAGAGCAAGCUUCUGCAACUGAAGAGGCUCAGAAGGCGUGA